Messenger RNA from Penicillium cinerascens, 1449 nucleotides. RefSeq names its product FMN-dependent alpha-hydroxy acid dehydrogenase. Gene Ontology annotation, molecular function: heme binding; oxidoreductase activity. The coding region runs from base 1 to 1449 and encodes 482 amino acids. The transcript is spliced from 5 exons. NCBI's taxonomy places the organism in Eukaryota, Fungi, Ascomycota, Eurotiomycetes, Eurotiales, Aspergillaceae. The record is from RefSeq and is a predicted model, not a curated record.
AUGGGGAAGGUUUUCGAUGCUGCAGAAGUGGCUAAACACAACUCUACUGAGAGUUGUUGGGUUAUUAUUCAUGGGAAAGUCUACGAUGUGACCGACUUCGUCACUGACCACCCGGGCGGUGCCAAAGUCAUCCUCAGACUUGCAGGCAAAGAUGCCACCGACGAAUUCGACCCAGUCCAUCCAGAGGGCACUCUCGAGGAGAACCUCAAGCCCGAGGCAUGUCUUGGAGAUGUUGACCUUUCAACAAUUCCCAAGAGUGAGCCCGAGCCUGCACCUCAAAGCAACGUUGAAGAAAUCCCAGUCCAAAGUCUUCUCAACAUGGAUGAGUUCGAAAAGGUGGCCACUGCCAAAAUCAGCAAGAAGGCAUGGGCGUACUAUUACUCCGCAGCCGACAAUUUGAUCACCAAGCGAUUCAACACGGAAGUAUUCCGCUCGAUCCUCCUACGCCCGCGAGUCUUUAUCGAUUGCACAGAAUGUAACAUCAGCACGAAAUUGCUGGAUAACCAAGUUUCCAUGCCGAUCUAUGUUUCCCCCGCAGCUAUGGCCCGCCUAGGACAUCCAAGCGGAGAAGCCGGCAUCGCAGAGGCAUGUCGUAGCUUCGGAGCGAUGCAGAUCAUCUCCAACAGUGCGUCGAUGACACCAGAGCAGAUCGUCACAGGCGCGUCGCCGGAGCAAUCGUUCGGCUGGCAGCUAUACGUCCAAGAGGAACGAAGCAGGAGCGAGAAGAUGAUAGCGCGAAUCAACAAGUUGUCCGCUAUCAAGUUUCUCGUGCUAACUCUCGAUACCCCCGUCAUGGGCAAGAGAGAGGAUGAUCUCCGCGGCGGCAAUGUCAUCAACGAGAUCACCGAGAUCAAGUCUCCCGAAGUUUCACAGAACGCUGAUGAGAGGGCGGUGUUCCAGGGUCUCGAUCCUACCCUCAAUUGGAAGGAGACUCUUAAGUGGAUUGCGAAGCAUACGAAGUUACCCGUUGUUCUCAAGGGUAUCCAGACGCAUGAGGAUGCUUAUAUUGCAUCAUUACAUACGCCUCAGGUCAAGGGCAUCAUUCUUUCGAAUCAUGGUGGCAGGUCUCUUGAUACUUCUCCCCCGGCUGUUCAUACUCUUCUUGAGAUGAGAAAGUACUGUCCCGAGGUGUUUGAUAAGAUUGAGGUUUUGGUUGAUGGAGGAAUUAGGAGAGGAACUGAUGUUGUCAAGGCUCUUUGCUUGGGUGCGAGGGGUGUAGGUAUCGGACGACCUGCGCUCUGGGGAUUGAGUGCUGGAGGUGUGGACGGUGUCAAGAGGACACUGCAGAUCCUGGCUGAUGAGACUAGGACUUGCAUGCGUUUACUAGGCGUGGAAAAGGUUGAUCAACUCGGGAUGCAACAUAUCAAUACCCGGUUAAUAGAUCAACAGAUCUACGAUGGGCCGUCCGGGCUCGAGUCCAUUCGAGCGGAGUUCCGAUCAAGGCUCUAG